CGAUACGACGCCGGCCGGUCGCCAUUUUCUAUUGGUGAUUGACGUUUGAGAAAGUCGGUCGUAUUUUCUGAAUUUGUGUUCGUGUAGCGGGAAAUCACAACAAGAAAGUGUUUAGAUCGCCUUUCUAUUGCUUCUUCAUCAACUGCUGUUUAAAAUGGCAAACCGAAGACCGCAGCAAGGCCGUCGCAUAGAUUACGGUCGCAACGACCGUAACAAGAACUUCGGACGCAGUGGAGUCUCCCCGUGGCAGGGCGCUGGCCCUGGCGGAGGGAUGCCCAACCUCCUUCCCCUCGGAGGGGGCUCCACCGAAGCAACACUUGCACUCGCAAGCAACAUCAUCAACUUGCUCCAGCCUCGGCAAAACCCUGUGCCGUCUCUUCUCGAUAUGCCCAUAAGAAGGGACUUCGGUCCUAAUAUGGGUCGGUAUGAUCGUGGUUAUGUGCCGAAUAGGAUGGGCAAUCAGGGUAAUUUCCGGCGUACGGGCAAUUACAAUCGCGCUGGUGAGCGUAUCAACACCAAUCGUAAACCAUUCAGGCCCAAUGAUGGGCAAAGGCAACAAAACAAGAGUUCCCCGAAAAAGGACGCCGAUUCUAAGGCUAAACCUAAAGAGAGCGAUCAAGAUGACAAGACGGAAGAGACCUCUGACGGAGAUAAGGUAGAAGAAACUAAGAAGGAGGGACCGAAGACUCGCUACGAUGACAUCAGUCCGCAACUGCUGAAGUGUCAUAUCUGCAACAAGAGCAUGUGGGACGGAAGGUCGUUCGAGAAUCAUCUGAGCGGUCGCGCACACGCUAUCAUGAUGCAGAAGACAGCCGAGAGCUAUGCGCUGACUGCGGAUACUAUGCGGCAGGAGUUCAAGGUAAUUUGA
Ostrinia furnacalis (Asian corn borer) is the source of this 868-nucleotide messenger RNA. RefSeq names its product zinc finger protein on ecdysone puffs-like. The transcript is spliced from 4 exons. The coding region runs from base 155 to 868 and encodes 237 amino acids. The record is from RefSeq and is a predicted model, not a curated record. NCBI's taxonomy places the organism in Eukaryota, Metazoa, Arthropoda, Insecta, Lepidoptera, Crambidae.